AUGGCGGAUGCCUACUUGUCCUCGGACUCAGAGCAGGAGCCAAGUCCACCUAAGGCCCCGUCCAAGCACAAGUCAAAGUCUCGAGGCAGGUCUACUGCUGUUUCCUCUGAGUCUCUCCAGCAUAGACCUUCAUCAGCGGCGGAGAAGGACGCCCAGCGCCGACAUAGAGCGCUUGAAAAACAAUAUGAUAGGGCCAGACUGGCCACUUCAGCUUCUGUCUUCGCUACUGGCCAGCAGUUAUCCCCACAGGGUCACCUUGCCUUGACAUCAGAUGCUGUUCCAGGGCUCGGAGAGGAUCGUGAUGCCUCUACGUCUCAGGCUCUGGCUGGCCCUUCUCGUGGCCUCACUAAGAGGACCUCAUUGUCCUUGCCUGAUGUUUCUUCAGUGGGCCUUGCAGAGCCCCAUCCUACAUCCUCCCGUCGAGCUGAGGCAACCUUUACCCCGACCGCGGCGGGACUGAGGGGUCCAGAGGGGCAGUUACUGACUCCACAGGUGGAUCUCCAGGCGGCGUCCAAUGCUCUUUCCUCCAUAUUGGCUGCGGGACUUCACCAAUCUGUCCUACAACAACCAACUCCAGUUCAGCACUGUACUUCUCAUCCCUCUGCUCCUGGUCGUUCCAAGUCUCCAUCUAGAUUGGCUCACAUCUCGUCUGAAGACUCUGAACAGGAGGAGGAGCCACCGGAGGAAUUAGAAUUCUCUGAAGACGAGGGUCUUGCACCGGACACUACAGCUUUCUCCGGCCUUUUCCGGCCCUCUUUGUUUAAGUCUUUGCUGCAUAAAGCUCGACAGAUCACCAAUAUGGGAGCCCCGCCUGCCGAACCUUCUGCAGCCUCAGCUCCUCAUGAGGCCUUGUUUUCGUCAUCCAAGCCCGGGAGGGAUUUUAUUCCCUGUCCUCAACUUUUUUCCGAUGUUCUUCAAUCGCCCUGGUCCCAACCUGGUUCUCUGAUGGGUCCCACCAGUCUGGACAAGAAAUUAUACUGUGGGGCCCCAGAAUUGGACUCUUUGUUAGCCUUACCUGUGGUUGACCCUCCGAUUGCAAGUCUCUCUUCUUCUUCGCUCUUGUCUUCUGAAGCUUUGGACGUCCUUAAGUCAGAGGACAGAAAGACUGAACUUUCCUUUCGCAAGGAACAUCAAUCCCUUGCCUGGACAAUUAAGACGGCGACUGCUACAUCGUUCUUUAAUAGAGCCACGUUGCUUUGGCUAAGACAACUUCAAGAGCGGUUACCGCCAGAAGACACACGUCUUCACCAAGAUAUAAAUAAAAUUGUAGCUGCCACCGAAUAUUCGGCGGAUGCCUCGUUAAAUUCGGUGAAGUUCGCCUCGAGGGCCUUGGCCUCGUCUGUGACUUCUCGCAAACUGUUUUGGCUCAGAAAUUGGAGAGCGGAUGCCAAGGCAAAGUGGAAGUUGGCGGCGGCCCCCUUUAAAGCCCUGCACCUUUUUGGCCCUGCCCUAGAUCCCGUCCUUGUCGAAGACAAGGACAAAAGGAAGGUGAUGCCCACAUCUUCGUACCGCAGACUAGAGCGACGUUACGCACCCUAUUCUCAACGUCAGCCCUUUGGAGCAUCGUCGGGGUCGGGGGGCCCCUAUUCUCAGCGCACUUUCUUUCCUGGGACCGACCGAUCAUUGGACAGGCAGCGUUUCCGAGACAGGUCCAGGGCCAGCAGCUCUAGAUGCCCCUUCCGUGGAGCGGGCUUCCGCCAGCCCCGUCGAGGCAAAUGA
Messenger RNA from Pantherophis guttatus, 1719 nucleotides. Lineage: Eukaryota; Metazoa; Chordata; Lepidosauria; Squamata; Colubridae. The record is from RefSeq and is a predicted model, not a curated record.